This is a messenger RNA of Topomyia yanbarensis, 1611 nucleotides long. RefSeq lists its product as uncharacterized. The record is from RefSeq and is a predicted model, not a curated record. Lineage: Eukaryota; Metazoa; Arthropoda; Insecta; Diptera; Culicidae. The coding region runs from base 1 to 1611 and encodes 536 amino acids. The transcript has a single exon.
AUGUACAACCGAGCGAAAGCCGCUGUUCGGGAAUUCGCUAACAGAAUUCGGCAACGGCCGACGCAAUCACCGAUGGAGGAUAUUCCAAACCCAGCUCCAGAGCUACAUCUACCCAAAGGAAUCCUACCAACGUUUUCGGGCGAUUAUGGAGAGUGGAGCUCUUUCUACGACCUGUUUGUGAGCUCAGUGCACAAUAACCACCAAUUGACGAAGGCCCAGAAGUUGUUCUACCUCAAGACAUACACCACGGGACGAGCCGCAGCAGUGUUGAAGCAUCUGAAGGUGGAGGAUAAUGCAUAUGAAGGUGCAUUAGAAGCGCUGAGGAAACGAUUUGACCGAAAGGACCAGAUUGUGAACCACCAUGUGCAGCGUUUUAUGGACAUCCCAUCUACAACGGUCGGGUCGGUCGGAGCCCUGCGACGGCUGUACGAAACUGCGGACGAUGUUUCGAGGGCCUUGAAGGCUCUUCAACGGGAGGAACGGGAUUGCUGGUUGAUCUACAUAUUGCUUAUCAUACUGGAUGAUGAAACAAGACAGCUGUGGUACACGAAAACUACAUUGUCGGAGGAAGCACCGUCACUAGAGGAUUUCCUAAUAUUCAUCGAACAACGAUCGUAUGCACUAGAAACAUCACAAUCAUCUGCGGGAAAGGCAAACCUUCGGCAGUGUAAAGCUGCGCCACAACGCAGUAGCAGUUUCGUGGCUACCAGCAAUUCCCAGGUUGGAAAAUGCAUCAUUUGUAAAGAGCAACCGCAUCCACCUUUCUUCUGUCAGCAAUUUAAAGCAGUAACUCCCAAGGACCGACUCAAGCUAGUGGAAAAGCACGGACUGUGCAAAAACUGCUUAAGACCUAAGCACGGAACGGGCUUGUGUCAAGCUGGGUCCUGUAAAAAUUGCAAACAAAAUCAUCAUACUUUGCUGCACGAUGGACUACAAUCAGCAGCGCCGCAGCUCUCGUUCGCAGUAACAAGCAACUUUUCGAUCAACGAUGAUUUUUCCUCCGUACUGCUGGCCACUGCAGUCGUUAACGUGCUGGACGCCCACGGAAAACCACAUCGUGCCCGCGUGCUGCUGGAUUCUGCAUCACAAGCAUCCUUCAUAACAACAGAGCUCGCCAAGCAACUCGGGAUUCAACCCAAUGCACUAAACAUGCCACUUCGGGGAAUCUCUGGAAUCACGACCCAAUUAAAGAGCUCCGUCACCGUAACCCUUCAAUCCCGUGUCGCUAAUUACGCUGCGCAAGUGCAUUGUGCAAUUUUGCCAGAAAUUACUGGAACGGUUCCUCACCGGUUCGUCGAUAUUUCCAACUGGGACCUACAAAGCUUCCAGCCACUCGCGGAUGACUGUUUCAACACUCCAGGAAAGAUCGAUCUUUUACUUGGAGCCAGCCUCUUUUAUCAGCUGUUGGACUCCGAGAGAAUUUCGCUGGGAAGGACGAAACCGGUGCUACAGAAAACCUGCCUGGGAUGGGUGGUAGCCGGAUUCUGUGACGAUACCGCCGGAAGUGACAUUACAACAUCGUGCUUAAUCGGAGUAGCUGGAGCGACGGAAGAAUCAGCCACAUUGAAUCAACUACGCGAAUCGUACCAGUCCCUAAUCCAGGGACAAUAA